GAUGACAACUAAUGACAUCUGGGAACACGUCUCGGCGUCCAUCAGUUUCGGUUUAUUACUGUGAUUUGCUGUGUUCGUCAUGGCUUCAACGGAAUCUCUGGUGUGUGACACUCUCGACCUGAGCGGUCAAGGUCUCAAAAAACUCAGCCGGUGUCCCUCAGAUGCUGAUAUCAGUACACUGAUCAUAGAUGACAAUGAUUUACAACGUCUCGAUAAUUUGGAUUCCUACCACAGAAUUACCAAGCUUUCAAUGGUUAGAAAUCAAUUGCUACGAAUGUAUGGAGUAUCCAAGUUAUAUAAUCUUGUUACUCUCAAUUUAGCCAAUAACGGUAUACUUACAAUAGAAGGUAUCAAGGAUAUGAUCAAUUUGCAAACUUUGUGUUUGGCUGGCAAUAACAUUAAGUCUAUUGAACAUCUACAUACAAAUACGAAGCUGGAACACUUGGAUCUGUCUGAAAACAGUAUCAGUCAUAUAUCAGAUAUAUCUUAUUUGCGAAAUUUGAAGGAAUUGUUCUUACAUAACAAUCGCAUAAUAACACUGCGCCAAUGCGAACGCUACUUGCCUACAUCUCUUGAAACAUUGACAUUGGCAAAUAACAAUAUCACCGAUUUGAAUGAAAUGUCGCACUUGGCUAAUCUAAAAAACUUGGUGAAUUUUUCCAUUGCUAAUAAUCCAUGUGUGUGUAUGACAGGUAACAAUAUUGGGUUCGACUAUCGACCUUUUGUUAUUAAUUGGUGUAUGAGCUUAAAGUCAAUCGACGGUUAUGCGGUUGAUCCUAUUGAAAGCUUGAAAGCGGAGUGGCUGUAUUCUCAGGGACGAGGUAGACAAUUCCGCGUUGGUGAACAUGCAUUACUUGCUCAAUAUCUAGCGUCGGUCUGUCCGCUCUCGGGUGAAUCCUUAGAAAACGAGACGGACAGGAAACUUAGGCUCAUACUGAGCAAAGCUCAGCAUCAUCAGCAGCAAUUGAAUCAACAGAGCGAUGCCGGGAGCGUGCACAGCUUGAGUAGCGUGACAAUGAGUCCUUCUCCAGCCGCUAGACGUAGACUUAGCCAUAACAGGACAAACUCUCCCAGACGACCUACUUCUUCAAGGACUUCCUUGAAGAUGAAGUCGCCAGAUCGAAUGGUUUCCAGUUGUCACACCGACACUAUAGUUUCUUCGUGUCAUGGUUUAUUGAGCGGCGAACAUGAUUCGAAUCUAAUGACCCAAAGCUUAGAUCCCAAUAUGCUUUCCGGUACGUUGAAUAACAAAGUGUCGAACAAUAGUUUGCAAGAUAUGGAAGAAACAUCAAGCCCUCUGCAAGCAGCUACGAAAUUGGUUCCUGUACCGGAAUCUCUGAUGAGCCCGGACUUCCGCCCGCCGUCCGGCUUGUCGCGAAUUUUGCCGAAAACCCCCACACCAAGCAAAUUAAGCUCGCCGUGUCAAAUUACAAUACCGAGCAAACCAUCUAUAGAUGGCGACGGGAAGGCAAUACCAAUUAUAAAUACCGUAAAUCCGAUGGCAAAAACAAAUUUGAACAUCAUCAAAGCAAACGUACUCGCGAAAAGCAAUUCCGCGACAAAUUGUAGCGUAAAACCAAAUAUAGCCAAGCCAAUCGUGACGUAUGCCAACAGCAAAUAUCCGCACAGUGUGAAAAUCAACAAUUACGUUCAGAGCAAGACAUUGCCCGCGAAGAGAAACACAAAGAGUCCGAAUCUAAGCAGAAAUCUACAGCGACCAAAGAGUGCAAACGAGAGACUUAAGAAUAUAAACAAGGAGGAUAAGAACGGCGAUGCCGACAACGGAACUCAGAGCAGCGACGAGGACAGCGAAGUGUGUCAAGCGAAAUUGGACAGCAUUCGGCAUCGGGCUAUCCAAAGAAGACAAGAGGACAGCAACAAAGUGAGCACUCACACACACCAGGCGCGCGGCUCACUGACGUGCGUCUGGCUAAAGAUCUGCGCUGAUUGGCCUGAUUUACUCAAUAAUUACUCCUUUAUUAUAAAUAAUAAAAAAAUGGUUCAGGACUUUUUGACUCAGUUUUACUCCUUCUACCUGCCUACGAGAGAUUGUACGGCAAUUCUGGGACACCCUGUAUAUAUGUGCACGCACAGUUUCCGCACAAACAUCCUGCGAAUGGCUCGUAAGGCCUUAUAUAUUUCUUGUUAACAUUUUUUUUUAUCAUGUUAUAUGAUUCUUUUGUCUCUUUACCAGGUCCAACAAUUGCAAGAUUCGAUGUCCGAGAUAAAGCGUUGCAUGUCCAGCAUGAAUCCAAAACCUAUUCUCGUUGACAACGGCGUCGCUACCCAGACGGAGAUAUCUGCCGUCCACACACCGGCGGGCGAAGAAAAUACAUUCCCGUACGGACGUCCUAACAGACCGCAAAGUUUACCGAUACAUCAAACGAUACACGAGGGAAACGAGAACAAGAGCUUUGCGUCAAAUUUAGUUGACAGCGUGUUGAAAAAGGUGUCGCAGUCCACUGAUACAACGGACGACGAGGUAAAUACGGAUAUCUUGAAUUCGAACGAGAAUCCCGAAGCGAUAAACUCAACGAACGAGAAUCCCGAGAUGUUCAAGAGUUGCGAGGAGGUAAUUGAAUCCGAUUUCAAGGAAGCGGUUGAGAACGAAGCGACCGAUAAUUAUGAAAAUAUAAUAGAGAACACGGCAAUAGACAGUGAAGUGUGCGAGGAAAUACUGUGCAAAGAACUGCACAAUCUGAUCGAAACGGAAAACGGAUCGGACGAUUUUCAAAACUGCGAGAAGGAGAAGGAUGACAUGGUCGAUGAUGACAAAGAAAUUUGUUAGAUUUUUGGACUGUGCCGAGUCAAAUCCUAUAUUUUAUGCCUUGUGAGAGUAAUAUAAUCACGAUGUGGGGGAUGGAUAGUAUAUAUUCUUGUCUCGGAACAUACGUGGUAAAAGAAAAGAAAAAACGGAAGAAGGAUAUUUGAAAAUGCUCACUGUAAAUAACAUCAAAAAGUAAGUCUAAUUCGUAAUUACAUAAAAUACAGGACUCAACUUUAAUUGCGAGUCAUUUUAUUACAAAAGAAGAAGGGAUACUUUGAUCACGAACAACACGCUGCCAUUUAGAUCUAAUAAAAGUAUCCGCGUCUCUAAACAAAAAAACGUGUUGAUGAAAAACAAUGCGGUAUAUAAGCAGUGUCUUCGUACUCAUGUCAAUAACUAAUUAAAUAUGUAAGUCAACUUGUGCAAAAUUCGUUACGUUUACUCGUGUAUUGUCGGAAUUCCGGAUACUUUCCGUCCAUAUGACUAAUUGUGUGUGUGACGGUAUCCAUAUAUACUUGUAGAGCAUGUAUCUCACUGAAAUAAUAUUAUCGAACACAUUUGUAUUCUAAGUCGUGUGUUUCGCAUUUCAUUAAUUUUAUUCAUUUUCUUUUUAUUUCUUCGAGAGUUUCAAUAUUACUUCGAGAAAAUUAUAUCUUAACAAUUAAAGCUUAUUGAAGCUCGAUAAGUUACUAAACUAAGAAAUAUAAUUACGGUCAUCCGAGCCGAUCGCAGGAUGUUGU
Pseudomyrmex gracilis is the source of this 3507-nucleotide messenger RNA. RefSeq lists its product as uncharacterized. The record is from RefSeq and is a predicted model, not a curated record. NCBI's taxonomy places the organism in Eukaryota, Metazoa, Arthropoda, Insecta, Hymenoptera, Formicidae. Gene Ontology annotation, molecular function: protein binding.